Molecule: messenger RNA, 2385 nt
Organism: Physella acuta
Lineage: Eukaryota; Metazoa; Mollusca; Gastropoda; Physidae
Product: integrin-linked kinase-associated serine/threonine phosphatase 2C
Biological process (GO): protein dephosphorylation
Molecular function (GO): protein serine/threonine phosphatase activity; cation binding
Source: RefSeq, a predicted model, not a curated record
GCGCUACUGUUCGUGUCGCGUACUUUACUAACUUAAUCUUGGAGUGUAGAUCUACUGAAUUCUUGAUUAUAUGAUUAAAUGUAGAUCAAGAAAAUAAAAACGAAUGGAUUUAUUUGGUGACUUGCCAGAGCCAGAUCAUAUUAAAGAUUCUGUUAUUUGCCAUGAUCAUACUGCCUCAGGGGUAUCUUCCGAUAUUGACAAGCAAGGAAAUAAGCGGAGACUACUAGAAGAAUGUGAGGAGAGAGAUCUUGAAGAAAAACGAAAGAAGAAUGAAGAGAGUGAGAAGGCAUCACAAAAUUAUGCUUACAUACUUAAAGGAUAUGUAGCAGACCGUCAAGGUGAAAGAGAAGAUAUGCAAGAUGCCCAUGUUCUUAUAGAUGACUUCCUUCAACACAUACCAGGCUUACAUAAUUCAAUCCAUCGUCUAGCGCUGUAUGCAGUAUUUGAUGGACAUGGUGGAGUACGUGCUUCAAGGUUUGCAUCCCAGCAUUUGCACAAUAAUCUACGUGAUAAAUUUCCUAAGGGUGAUAUUACUCAGGUAGAGAAGGAAAUAAAAAGAAUUUUCAUUGAUGCAUUUAAAAAGACGGAUGAAGAUUUCUUAAAAGAAGCUACUAAAAAUAAACCAUCAUGGAAAGAUGGGACAACAGCUGUAGUUGUGCUGGCAAUUAAUGAUACUUUGUACAUUGCAAAUCUUGGAGAUAGCAAAGCAGUUUUGUGUCGAUUCAAAGAUGGAGAACAGAGGUGUGUUGGUAUUCCUUUAACAACUGAUCACAGCCCAUCUUUGUAUGAAGAAAGAAUGAGAAUACAAAAAGCAGGAGGGAAUGUUAGGGAAGGUAGGGUGAUGGGUGUGUUGGAGGUGGCUCGAUCUAUUGGGGAUGGCCCAUACAAAAAUCAUGGCGUUACCUGUAUACCUGAUAUCAAGAGGUGCCAGUUGACAGAUAAUGACAGGUAUCUUAUGAUUGCCUGUGAUGGGCUCUGGAAGAGUUAUAGUGUGGAUGAAAGUAUACAGUAUGUCAACAAAAUAUUGGAGGACAAGAAUCUCCAAUCCAGUGGUAAGAAAUCAGAAAAAGACAUCAAGUUUGACGCAGUGUGUAACAAACUGGCUAAUGCAGCUGUGUUGCGUCUCAGUGGCGACAAUGUCACCGUCAUAGUGGUAGAUAUUCACAAACGGCAGUGAAUGGUUGCCACCCGACCUGUGUCUUAAACAACUUGUUAACUGUUAAUGAUGUUGUUAUGUAGGAAUGUAAUCAUAAGUUAUGUGGAAUGGAAUUUAAUUAAAUGUUCUAUAUGUUACCACUAGUACAAAGUAUAUUCAUAUUCUCUGCUAGUGAACAAAUGGGAAUUGAAAUUGUUUUUUUUUUUUUUUUGCUAUUUCCUGAACAACAUUAUUCCUGUUAUACUAAGACUAUGAGUUGUUUUACGUAGUGAGUUAUGAAUUAUUUGCUUUAGCUUGACUAAAGCUUUAUUGAUAAAUGAUGCCUAAAUGUGCAGAGCACAUACUUCUUUUUGCUUGGUAUAUUAUGUUUAAAACAAAUUGCCUAAACAUUGUGUCUUCUGACUAAAAUAAAAAACUUAAAUGAUUGUUGCUAUUUACAGAUGUUAACUGAUAAAUCACAGUCACUUGAUCACUUUCAACAAAAUCACAUGUCCUUAUUUUAAAUCCAACAUUUAGCUGUAUCAUAAUCUUUGUUCAUUGGCAUGCAGCUCAUGAACUAAAAAUUAUCAUUCAUUAUUUUUUAAAUCAUAAUUGUUUAUUGUCUCACUUUUUUUUUAUUUUGGCACAUUUUUACCUUUUUCCUUAUAUCAUCCAAUUUCUAUUUCAUAUUGAAUGGAUGUCAGAAGACUUACAUUUACAUAAUUCAAUGCUUUCUUCUUGCCAAUAUAAGAAUUGUUCUUCUAUUAGUCAGACUAUUGCUCAGGAUGUUUUGGCAGUUCAGAUAAAUAUACUAGACCUCAAGAGAGUAUAAAUCAAGGGAAGUAAUUAAAGACUUGGGUUUUCAUUAUUAUUGUUGUAUUGAAAAGGGACAUAACUUCCUUUGGUAACUAACCCCCUCAACUAUAGUAGACCACAGGUCAGUGUUACCAACUCCUACCAUCAAAUUGUUACAGUCAGCUCAUCUGUUUUCAUUCAUUCAUGUUAAUCAGUGCAUGUCUGUUUAAAGAUAAAAGCAACCACCAGUUCUAUUUUAAGACCCCUCACCUUUUUCAUUCAUCUAAUAAUGUAAUCAUUAUAAUCAUAAACCAUGUUUGAAAUUACCACUGCCUCUGUAUGUUGAUAUGUUUAUGUGACCAGCAAUACCUGAACUAAGGGGAAAUUCAUACUUGUGGUACAUGCAGUAGGGACAGUCAGCCCCUGGCAUAACUUGAACUGUAUCUGUAAAAUAA